UUGUACCUCUCUUUCUUCGUCUUGGCAUGUAGCACCUUUUUGAUGGACGAGCGCGACGGCUGCUGUCGUUGGAAUUAACUAAAUCAUAAUCAUCAUCUAUCAGCCGAACAAGUGAGAUCAUCUGCCCAUUGUUGGCCAUGAAAUGCAGCCGCUGAUGUGAAAUGUGAAGAGCUGCAACGAGAAAGCUCAGUGAACGAAACGAAUGUACUUAAAAUAGUCUUGUAAGGAUGCUGCCACUGCUAAUACUCUUCAAUGCGCUCCAGCUGAGCCAGAUACUUGCCCAAAGCAGUUCGGAUGUGGUGAAGCUGCCCAAUUUGCCAUCCGAUCAUCUCAUACGCUACCUCAACACUUUUCCCAAGCUCAAGAAACAAGUGGAAGAGAUUCGCGUGGAGUCGCCCGCCUGCUGGGGACACGAGCGCAAUUGCACCGCCGAGGCGCGCUUCCAGACGCCUCACUGUCCCGGUGAACAUACCGGCUGGGUGCAGAGCAAGGAGGCGCAGGUGCAGACCUUCUACUACCAGGCGGACUUCGGCUUCAUCCAGCAGCAACUGUCGGAACUGACGCCGCAAUGCAUGCCCAAGUAUCUGUCGGACUCCUCGCUGGAGUGCACGCGCUACCUGCGCUUCUGCCGUGGUCGCAACUUACUCAUCGAUCUCCGCGAUCUGCCGCAGCGCAAGGAGCGCAUCCGAUACCACAUGGACGUGCUGAAGCCUGGCCAGAUUUUGGGCCACUGCGAGCUGAAUCGCACGCGUCUCCAGGGCGAAAUGGAUCACAUAGGCUCGGCGCUGCAGUCGUGGGCGCCUGAGCUGCGCUACUUCGAUGUUCUGCCCCAGCCGGUGCUGGAGAGCGGAGCCUGCGACCUGGUCGUCAACGCGCCCACCUUCAUCAUGAAGAUCGACGCCACUUAUAACAUGUAUCACCAUUUCUGCGAUUUCUUCAAUCUGUAUGCCUCGCUCUUUGUCAACCAGUCCCAUCCGGCUGCAUUCAACACAGAUGUGCAGAUUAUCAUCUGGGAAACAUAUCCGUAUGACUCGCCUUUCCGGGACACGUUCAAGGCUUUCACACAGCGCCCCAUUUGGACGUUGAGCGAGGUGCAGGGCAAACGGAUUUGUUUCCGCAAUCUUGUUUUGCCGCUUCUGCCGCGCAUGAUCUUUGGCCUCUUCUAUAAUACGCCCAUUAUCCAGGGUUGCUCCAACAGCGGACUCUUUCGCGCCUUCUCUGAGUUCAUUUUGCAUCGACUGCAGAUACCCUACAGGCCGCCGCCAGUAAGGAAGCUGCGCAUCACUUAUCUAUCUCGUCGCACAAAGUACAGACAGGUGCUCAACGAGCAGGAGUUGCUUGCCAGACUUGAAGCCAAUGAGGAUUACGAAGUACAGCGUGUCUCAUACGAACGCAUCUCCUUUGUUGACCAAUUGGAGAUUACAAGAAAUUCGGACAUGUUGAUUGGCAUGCAUGGCGCGGGUCUGACACAUUUGCUCUUUCUGCCCAAUUGGGCUUGUCUGUUCGAGCUGUACAACUGCGAGGAUCCCAACUGUUACAAGGAUCUGGCACGCUUGCGUGGCGUACACUAUGUCACCUGGGAGCAUCGCGAUCUGGUCUAUCCACAGGAUGAGGGUCACCAUCCGGAUGGCGGUGCCCAUGCCAAAUUCACCAAUUAUCGCUUUGACGCGGAUGAGUUUGAGCGCCUGGUGACUCAAGCAGCCAUAGCGGUGCGUGCCCAUAAGGAUUACCAGCAGGCAACAGCAGCACUAGCACAGCAUGAUGAGCUUUAGUUUAAUCUUAACGCUUUGUGAUUUGAUUGACCAAUGCAUUUAUUUGUUUUUAAAAGUAAACUGACUCUCGAUAU
Messenger RNA from Drosophila navojoa, 1846 nucleotides. It is a transcript of the gene Eogt, whose product is annotated as EGF-domain O-GlcNAc transferase. Gene Ontology annotation, molecular function: protein O-acetylglucosaminyltransferase activity. Gene Ontology annotation, cellular component: endoplasmic reticulum lumen. The record is from RefSeq and is a predicted model, not a curated record. NCBI's taxonomy places the organism in Eukaryota, Metazoa, Arthropoda, Insecta, Diptera, Drosophilidae.